Messenger RNA from Dicrocoelium dendriticum, 656 nucleotides. The record is from the annotation of a GenBank genome assembly. Lineage: Eukaryota; Metazoa; Platyhelminthes; Trematoda; Plagiorchiida; Dicrocoeliidae.
AUCUCAGCCUGUUUCAAUGCCACCGGCUAUCCAGAAGCUUAACGAAUGGGCUACCUCAGGGAUCGAGAUUCAAGACCACGCCAGAUGCUACCUACAGAAAUUCAACACCAUUGGAGAUGACGAUGAGCCAGGAGGUCUUUCAAGAACAUUGGUGCAGGUCCAAAAUAACAGCGAUAUAAAAAGGAAGAGGGUGCAAGGCAAACGCUGUUGUGGCUCACUCAGAUUAACCAAUUGUGAAUUCCCAUUUCAGCAACAAAUGGAAACCACCCGUUUCCCAUUGCCAACACAAACACAGAGAGAAAAGGAAAAGUUAGAAAAGGCAUGCAAGGGAAUCAAACCUUGUUACUUCCAAGAAUGGCCAAUAAAUGGGAUAAAGCGUUACGCGGCGCUAAUCAAUAUUAUACGUCAGACAGAUCGGAAUAUGUUCCUCAGCACAAAAAUGGAUAGACGUUUCACGCGCUUGCCUACAAUUCAAGAAUGAGACGAUGAUGAUCCGGAUGAACACAACGAAGACCGACCUCAGUUCCAUAGGCAAGAUAGUUAAAUUUGGCAAAUGAAACCCAGAGAAUAAGUUGGAUGGCAAUUGUACCGCAACAGUUUAGAAUAAUAGCUUAACAUUACCGUUCAUCUUUCCUACAAAAUAAAAGCAAUAAAUC